Messenger RNA from Linum trigynum, 1500 nucleotides. Lineage: Eukaryota; Viridiplantae; Streptophyta; Magnoliopsida; Malpighiales; Linaceae. The record is from the annotation of a GenBank genome assembly.
GUCAAGUUGGGGUUCCCUUAGGAGCAGGGGAAAAGCAUCAUCAAAUCUCAUAAAUCUCAGGCUUUUCUGGAGGUGGAGGAAAACGGAGUCAAUAAUAGGUUGCAAUUCCUGGAUCGGUACCUAAUGAUAAGCUUCUUCGAUAGCCAGAACCUGGGGCUCCCGUCCUCUUUGACCGAAGAUUUUGUAGCAUGGGCGAGAGAGCGGUGGGGUUUAUCAGACGGAUCAGUGUUUUCUAACAGGGCGGGGGACCUCUGGUAUUUAAUAUGUGAUUCUCUCUCUGAAGCUAUUAGGGUUCAAGAAGACGGUCAUGCAAAGUUUCGGGAAUGGAACGUUCUGUUGCGAUUCUGGAAAGAGGACGACGGGCGCUGCUUUGCCCCCCCCCCCCCGGUGGUCUGCAGUGGAUCAUGUUAUUCGGAGUUCUGCCGUUCCUCCGCUCAUGGGAUGUCCUGGAAAACAUUGGGCGAAUCUGUGGUGAUUUCGUUGACGUUGAUCACGGCUCGUGGUCGGACCCGUGCGUCCGCGUCAAGGUUAGACCAAAGAAGAAGGUUCCAACGUCGCUGCCGCUAAGAUUUGGGACAACGGUGUUUAUUGUCAAAAUUCUGCCGGAGCCGGAAGUGGUCGGCCCGAUGGCGGAUCUGAACCGUCGCCGCCUUAUAGACAAGGUCUUUGAAUCCUACCUGGCUGGGAAGUCGAUCAAUGAUGAGAGCUCACGAACUCCGAGCACUUUGGACUGCGCCACAACCUCGAGGUUAUCCCGCGACGCCUCAGUUUUCCCUGGCCCAUUAAUCCGCAAGCAUGCGCCGCUGUUUUCUGAUCCCCAUGCUGCACAGGCAAUUAAUGCGAAGAUGAAGCGGGUUUGGAUCCACAAAGCAGGCCCACUGCCCAAAACUAAUUCCCUCUCUUCCCCCUGUCCGUACCUUAGCCCACCCAACACCCCUUGUACCUCUUUAUUUAAGCCCACCAUUCCCAGCCCACCUCCCAUCCUAGCCACCUCCUCUCUUUCCCUCGGGCCGGCCCACCAUACCCAGCUUGCAUUAUCCCCCCCUGACCCACCCCCGAGACCCAACCCCUCCCUCAUACUGCACAAUGUAUCUGCCUACUCCCCAACUCUUAUCGCCGAUGCAGCCCUUACCAUCCUCUCACUUUCUAUCCCCCCCUUCAAUCACUCCCCAUUGUCCGCUAUCCCUUCUCUUCCCUAAUCUGCCCCUCAUCCCGGCUUCCUUCCCACCACUCCCACCAAAUUCCUUCCUAACCCCUACUAAUAAUCCACUUCCCCAUACCGACUGGUCCUCUGCAAACCCACAGCCCGAUCCUCUCAACCCUCCGUCACCUAACCUUGACCCUGAUUUCCACAAUUUCUCCCUUUCUGACUCACCUGAUACCUCGGAACCAGAACAAUUAGCCAUUAUCCCGUUUAACCCCCUCAGUACCGAGUACCUCAAAGUCUAGCGCAGUGAACAGGAUUGCAUUAAGUUGAUUGAACAAAGUCUAAAGAUUUGC